ACACUCAGUCAAAAAUGGCUGCAUAGCAAGACCAUUCUCUGUUUCUCUCCACUGCUUCCGUCUUAUGGCAUAUAUUUAGUAUAUCAUAUCAAUUGAAACAUUAUUUAUUACUCACUAUAGAUUACAGAACCACACAAAUUAUUUAUCAUGUUCUCACAACACCUCUUCUUGUUUUCAUGCCUCCUUAUAAAACAACUGCUACUAUCAUCAUGUAUCUGUCCAUCUUCAAUUACCUGUGGAUUUCUCGGAGAAAUUGAAUUCCCUUUUACAAGCACACAACAUCCAGAUUGUGGCAUGUUAGUAAUACAUGGUUGUGAAGACUAUGAACCACAAUCCAAAAAAACAAUACAAAACAACAAAAGAUGGUUCGAUAUUCUGAAAAUCGAACCAUUCACAAUCACAAUCAAAGACGACCAACUCCACGAUCUUUUGCUACAAAAAAGCUGUGAUAUUCUAACAUAUGAUUCAAUGUUCAUGGUCAACACACCUUUGGUUUCAUCUCGUUUGGAAUAUUACGUAACUGUUUUCGGAUGCAACAGCAACAACUCACUCGAUCUUCAACAAUACUAUUCUGUUUCUAAUUCUAGCUCCAUUUGUAGAGAAGAUACUACUACUUUGUAUGGUGUUUCGGAUUCGGAUAUAAAGAGUAAUAAAACUAUUGUGGUUGUAACUGAUUCUGUUUCCAAUUCUAAUCAUCUUAAAGGUUGUUCAAAUGUUGAGCUUCCAACGUAUUCAAAGGUUGACCGUCUUGAACCUGCUGAUCUUUUUAAGGUGUUAAGCGGUGAAAUUUCCAUCAAAUUACAAGUUUCUCAGAAUUGUUCUAGCUGCCAUGAUCUUUAUGGUGGUCAAUGUCUACUUGAUAACAAUGGCCAGUUUUAUUGUAAACAAGAGAAAUCUAAAAAGACCCGUCUUAAAGUGACAGCAGUUGCAUCUUCUGUUGGAGUACUGGUAGCUCUGAUUUUUUUGGCUUGGUUCUUGAGAAGACACUACUUCAACAAUAAAAACCCACCAUACCAAAUAAUUGAGUUGUUUCUGAAAAACCAUGGUCACCUUGCAGCUAAAAGAUACACUUAUGCAGAGAUAAAGAAAGCAACCAAUUCAUUCAAAUAUAAGUUGGGUCAAGGAGGAUAUGGCAGUGUAUAUAAAGGAAAAUUACAAGAUGGAAGUCUCGUGGCAGUAAAAGUAUUAAGCGAAUCCGAAGGUAACGGUGAGGAAUUCAUCAAUGAAGUUGCUAGUAUUAGUGUCACUUCUCAUGUUAACAUAGUUGGUUUGUUGGGAUUCUAUCUAGAAGGUUCUAAAAGAGCUUUGAUAUAUGACUACAUGCCUAAUGGAUCACUUGAGAAGUUCAUAUAUGAAAACAAAGAUCCAUUGAAGCUCAAUCUUCAAUUGAGUUGCAAAACUGUCUACAAUAUUGCAAUUGGCGUUGCUCGGGGAUUAGAGUAUCUGCACAAAGGUUGCAAUACUAAAAUUUUACAUUUUGAUAUAAAACCUCAUAAUAUAUUGCUAGACGAUGAUUUUUGUCCUAAGGUUUCGGAUUUUGGACUUGCAAAAGUAUGUCCAAGAAAAGAAAGUAUCAUAUCCUUAUUAGGUGCUAGAGGUACUGCAGGAUACAUUGCUCCAGAAGUGUUCUCUAGAAAUUUUGGUGGCGUCUCUCACAAAUCUGAUGUAUAUAGUUAUGGAAUGAUGGUUUUAGAAAUGGUUGGGGGAAAACAGAAUAACAAUGUUGUUGAAGUUGAACUGUCGAGUGAUAUUUAUUUUCCACAAUGGAUUUACAAGCGUCUUGAACUAAACCAAGAGCCAAGUUUGCGAAGCAUUAAAAAUGAAUUUGAUAAAAAUAUUGUACAGAAGAUGAUUAUAGUAAGCUUAUGGUGCAUCCAGACAGAUCCAUCACAUAGGCCUGCAAUGAGUAAAGUGGUAGAUAUGAUGGAAGGUAGCUUGGAAUCUUUGCAAAUACCACCAAAACCUUGUCUCUUUACACCUCCUAGUUCUCCCUCAAGAUCAUCAGAGUAUAACACUCACACAUCUCAGGAUUUGUAUUCUUCAAGCACAUUCCAUACAACUGAUUGUGAACCUCUAAUCAUACCGCCUUAGUAGAGCUAGCCACAAUCCCCAGAAGAGAACAAAAAAAUAUUGUAGUCAAAUGCAAGGCUUUAGCAGAAAAAAGUAUAGUAGUCUCCAAAGCAAUAGAAUUGUACAUUUCCUAAAAAGGAAAAGGAAAAAAUGUGUUGUAUCUCUCUUGAAUUAGUCUAUAAACCGGUCAUUCACUUCAUUGAACAAUUUUAGUUUUAUUUAUUUUAUGAAUAUGAUAUGAUUUUA
This is a messenger RNA of Medicago truncatula (barrel medic), 2316 nucleotides long. Its product is annotated as LEAF RUST 10 DISEASE-RESISTANCE proteinUS RECEPTOR-LIKE PROTEIN KINASE-like 2.4. The coding region runs from base 148 to 2091 and encodes 647 amino acids. Gene Ontology annotation, molecular function: protein kinase activity; ATP binding. The transcript is spliced from 4 exons. Gene Ontology annotation, biological process: protein phosphorylation. The record is from RefSeq and is a predicted model, not a curated record. Lineage: Eukaryota; Viridiplantae; Streptophyta; Magnoliopsida; Fabales; Fabaceae.